Molecule: messenger RNA, 1716 nt
Organism: Lasiodiplodia theobromae
Lineage: Eukaryota; Fungi; Ascomycota; Dothideomycetes; Botryosphaeriales; Botryosphaeriaceae
Product: Peptidase T2 asparaginase 2
Exons: 4
Coding region: 1-1716 (571 amino acids)
Biological process (GO): protein maturation
Molecular function (GO): threonine-type endopeptidase activity
Source: RefSeq, a predicted model, not a curated record
AUGGCAAUCCUUCGCAAUGGAGGCACCGCUAUAGAUGCGGUAGAGAUUGCGAUCAAAAUACUCGAGGACCGCGAAAUCACGAACGCCGGCUAUGGGAGCAACCUCUCUAUGGACGGCAUAGUUGAGUGCGACGCUAUAGUCGUGGAUCAUCUCGGACGCAGUGGUGCCGUCGGCGCGGUUGCUCAAAUCAAGAAUCCCAUAUCUCUGGCGCGUAUGAUACUUGACCGCACAACCAAGCCAUUGCUCCUGAAGCGCGUUCCUCCGAAUCUUCUCGUUGCUCAAGGUGCAACCGACUUCGCAUUUAGCCAAGGCAUGCCAGUUCUUCCUUAUGAUGCAAUGGUCUCCCCAGCUGCCCGAGAACGUUGGGUCAAAUGGAGGUCUGAUUUGGCGCAUGCGGAACGGAAGACGUCUCGCAUCGUGGGUCCGCCUAUAACUCAGCCUGAAUACGUCCCUGAGAUGUUGGAUCCGCUUGAAGAGGAAAGAGAGCGCAAGCGGCUGCGUUCACAGCACACUCAAGCCAUGCUUCGUGGCAUGCCUGCUUCGGCUAAGAGUACCACAUCUACUAAAUCCACUUCCUCUUCGCCAAGCUCGAACACGACAUCAGGAUCUUCUGGGAGCUGCAUCUCCGCAUCAGAACCGACCUCGGCCGCUCUCAAUGAAAGCGGCCCUGAACAAGGCGCAUUCAGAGAGGCAACACAAAAUCCCUUGAUCAAUAGCACUCAAACUGUACCCACGAUGGCGUCUCUUUCAGGUAACGAUCAGGUUGAUAGGAGUUCCACGCCUGAUAUCAGUAUGAGCGAUGCCUCCGAACAAGCAGGCAACCAGAUCUACCAUGCAGGAGAAUUCCGCGAGCGACGGUCUCGAGCGUGGAACGAUGGAUCGGGGGAAGAGUCGGAUUCAUCUUGUGCAACACUUCAGCUUCCGUCUCUUACUCCGACCCCUCCUCCUCAGGAAGCAUUCGAGCAACCUCUUCCAGAGACGCCCGUCAAAGAGAGCAGACGUACUCUUCAGCGUACCUCCACUGAACUUCGCCACGUCGUUGAUCAUGCUCCUUUGCCGCCUCCACCAGAACCUCGGCGAGUCUCCAGCCAGGAUAAUUCAGCUCAGCAGAGGCAAGAUCAGACCUCCCACCAAGAGCCUCGUCUCGAUCUUAUAACCGAUACUGUUGGUGCCAUUGCGGUUGACUGUUAUGGCAAUAUUGCGUGCGGAGCCUCUUCUGGUGGUAUUGGCAUGAAAUACCAAGGACGGGUCGGUCCAGCGGCCCUCGUUGGCGUCGGGGCAGCUGUGGUACCGUGCGAUCCCGACGAUAGGGACAAAGUCUCAGUGGCCACUGUUACCAGCGGUACCGGCGAGCACAUGGCUACCACAAUGGCCGCAACUGUCGGGGCUGAGAGACUCUAUCACAGCUUGAAGAAAAACAAGGAGAACAAACUGCAGCCCGUAUCCGAGGAAGAUGCUGUUAAAGGCAUGGUUGAGAAGGAGUUUAUGGGCCACCCAAGCGUCAAAAAUAGUCACUCCGCCGGUGCCAUCGGAGCGAUGAGCGUCAAGAAGACCCGCGACGGUGUUUACUUCUACUUUGCUCACAAUACCGACUCCUUUGCGUUGGCAUCCAUGCACUCCGAUGAAGAUAGGCCGACGUGUACCAUGUCUCGUAGUGUGGGGCCCGGCAUCACAGCUCAAGGUGGUCGCUGUCUGCGUUAUAAGCGCAAGCGGUAG